AUGAGGACAGAGUCAGGCUCCAGGUCUGGAGAUUUGGUCUUCGUCUUCGUCUUCCCUUCGUCUUUGUCUUCGUCUUCCCCUUCAUCCUCGUCUUGCAAAGCACGUCCUCCACCAACCUCCAAGAACCUCCAAGAACCUCCAAGAACCUCCAAGAACCUUCAGAACUUCCAGCAGCUCGAGAGUCCAGCUCAAGUCCAGCAUGACGAGUGUGAUGAGCUCCAGCAGCAGUGGGGCUCACGGCUCCACUUCCUCCUCAGCUCUGCAGGGGGCGGCGGCAGCUUCAGGAGCAGCUCCAUGUGUGGGGGCGGAGUCAAGGGCGGAGUCAAGAUGUCACCGCUGUACGCAGGAGGAGCCAGGUCUGGGUCUGGGUCUGGGUCUGGGGCCUGGGCCUGGUCCGGGUUUGGGGGCGGGGCUUUCGGAGCAGAGGGCGGGCACCAGGACAUCUCGGCCAAUGAGAAGGCGGCGCUGCAGAGCCUGAACGUUCGCUUGGCGGCGUUUCUGGAGAAGGUUCGGCGACUCGAGGAGGGAAACGGUGAGAUGGAGUCCAGGAUCCGGGACUUCCUGGACCAGAAGACCUGCCCCUCGACCGGAGACUACAGCGCCCCCCUCAGCACCGUCCAGGAACUGCAGGCCCAGAUUCUCGAGGCGGCGAUGGUGAACGCUCAUCUGUUCCGCGCCAUCGACGACGCCAAACUCACCGCAGACGACUUCAAGUCCAAGUACGAGACAGAGUUGACCAUGCGUCAGUCUGUGGAGGCCGACAUCGCGGGGCUCAGGAUGAUGUUGGGAGAACUGGGAAUGGCCAAAGCCGACCUGAGUCUGCAGAUCGACGCCCUGAAGGACGACCUGGUCACGCUCAAGAAGAACCACGAGGAGGACCUGCUGCUCUUGCGCUCUCAGAUGAGUGGGCAGGUGAACGUGGAGGUGGACGCCGCUCCUCAGGAAGAUCUCACCAAAGUCAUGGCCGAGAUCCGCGAGCACUACGAGGCCGUGGCCGCCAAGAACCAGAGGGACCUGGAGGGAUGGUUCCACGCCAAGUCUGAGGCGCUGUCGAAGGAGGUGGCCACCACAGAAAUGACCCUGAAGUCGUCCACAUCAGAAAUCAAAGAAGUGAAGAGCACUCUGCAGGCGCUGGAGAUCGAGCUGCAGUCCAUGAUGAGCAUGAAAGCGUCUCUUGAAAUGUCUUUGUCUGAGAUCCAGGCCAGAUACGCCGCUCAACUCAGCGGCUUCCAGAUGAAGGUCGGGGCGUUGGAGGGGCAGCUGGUGGGCGUCAGAGCAGAUCUGGAGCGACAGGGGCAGGAGUACAGCAUGCUCCUGGACAUCAAGACCCGCCUGGAGCUGGAGAUCGCAGAGUACAGGAGACUCCUGGAGGGAGAGAGCUCCUCCUCCAGCUCUGGACUAAACUCUGGAUCAGGAUCUGGACUUGGGUCUGACUCAGGGUCCGGGUCUAGUUCUGGAAAGACCAAACAGAAAGUGGUGACCAUCAUCCAAGAAAUGGUGGACGGACAAGUCGUGAGCUCCACCUCCACCGAGACCAUCCUGGACCAGGACUAA
This is a messenger RNA of Boleophthalmus pectinirostris (great blue-spotted mudskipper), 1554 nucleotides long. RefSeq names its product keratin, type I cytoskeletal 13-like. NCBI's taxonomy places the organism in Eukaryota, Metazoa, Chordata, Actinopteri, Gobiiformes, Gobiidae. The coding region runs from base 1 to 1554 and encodes 517 amino acids. The transcript has 12 exons. The record is from RefSeq and is a predicted model, not a curated record. Gene Ontology annotation, molecular function: structural molecule activity.